AUGGCUGAGAGUGUUGUUGGCUUUCUAAUUAACCAGCUCUCCACCUUACUUUCCCAAGAGACCAAACUUUUGGGGGGCCUUCAACCAGAUGUUCAGUUUAUCAAAGAUGAACUCGGAAGCAUGAAGGCUUUCCUCAGACAAGCUGAAGCAAAGGAGGACAAUGAUUCUCAACUCCAAGAAUCGGUCAAGCAGGUUCGAGAAGUUGCAUAUGAUACAGAGGAUGUUCUUGAUGAUUUUGCCUUCCGCUUUGCUCGUGGACAUGCGGAUGGAUUCUGUGGCCGAGUAGGAAAGAUCUACAGCUCAAUAAAGAAUCUAAAAGCCCGCCAUCAGAUUUCUUUGGAGAUAAAAGAUAUCAAGGCCAGAGUUGUAGAGAUUUCUGCAAGGCAUCAGAGGUACCAGCCUCUGUAUAGUACUCAAGAAAGAGACUCCAGCUCUUCCAAUGUGGCAAAUGCAGAUUAUGAUAUUCGUGAUCAGGCACUCCUAAUUGAAGAAGCUAAACUUGUUGGCAUCGAUCAGACGAAAAAAGAACUCAUUUCUGAAGUCCUUGAUGACGAUUCCCACUUGAAAGUAGUUUCAGUGGUGGGAAUGGGGGGACUCGGUAAGACCACCCUGGUGAAAAAGGUCUACGACGAUGCUGUUGUGAAGAAACAAUUUCAGAGCCAUGCCUGGAUAACCGUUUCUCAAAAUUUUCAGUUCAAUGUCAUCAUCAAGGACUUGAUUCAACAAUUGUGCGAGGAAAUCAAACAGCCGGUGCCUCCGCAAGUGGAAUCCAUGAAUCGUGUUAGACUGAGUGAAUUUGUCAGAGACUUCCUCAAAGGAAGAAGGUACAUCCUUGUCCUUGAUGAUGUGUGGAGUCCAGAUGCCUGGGAAGCUAUCAAAUACAUAUUGCCGGACUGCAACAUCGCUAGUCGUGUUGUAUUAACAACACGAAUUACCGAUGUAGCUUCUGCAUCUUGUUUAGCAUCCCAUGACUUUAUCCAUAUCAUGAAGCCUCUCUUUUAUGAUGAUUCUUGGACUCUUUUUUGCAAUAGAACAUUUCAGAGUAAUGGUUGCCCUUCAAAUCUAGAAGAGGUUUCUAGAAGAAUACUAAAAAAAUGUGAGGGCCUACCGCUUGCAAUUGUUGUAAUUAGUGGUGUUUUGGCUCUGAAGGACAAGGACAGGAUAGAUGAAUGGGAGAUGAUUCUUCGUGGCUUUGACGGCGAGGUAGAUGGUACCGGGCUCCCAAAAACCAACGGGCAACUGACACUGAGAGGACGAAGGAUGUACGAGAUUUUUUUCAGCAGUCUCAGCAGCAACGAAAAGGAAAAAGAGAAGAAAUAG
Molecule: messenger RNA, 1320 nt
Organism: Coffea eugenioides
Lineage: Eukaryota; Viridiplantae; Streptophyta; Magnoliopsida; Gentianales; Rubiaceae
Product: disease resistance protein RPM1-like
Exons: 2
Coding region: 1-1320 (439 amino acids)
Molecular function (GO): ADP binding
Source: RefSeq, a predicted model, not a curated record